Messenger RNA from Trichomonas vaginalis G3, 603 nucleotides. RefSeq lists its product as uncharacterized. The coding region runs from base 1 to 603 and encodes 200 amino acids. NCBI's taxonomy places the organism in Eukaryota, Parabasalia, Trichomonadida, Trichomonadidae. The transcript has a single exon. The record is from RefSeq and is a predicted model, not a curated record.
AUGAGACGAUUGUCUGACAAUCUAUAUGAAAAAAUCGGAUUUGUAAAUGUUAUUACAACUAAUUCAACGAAAUCUUGCAAUCUAUGGAACCCAUACGAAAAAAGAUUCUACGAAUUUGAUGGAACUGAAGAAACCUUUAUUUCUACGCUCAAUAGAAACAUUUAUGAACGAAAUUUCAGACAUUUAAUGAGAUAUGAUGAAAUUGCAUUAAUUUUUACUAACAAGCACCCUACUAGAACAGAACUCCAUAUCAUGCACAAAGCAAUGUCAGUUUUUCCAAAACUUAGAGUUAUGUUUGGAAACCAGGUUAUUCUUCAUGAUUUAAGCUACUUGGCAGUGAAUUCUAGUGUUAACUUUGUCUUGCUAUACCCCUCGCAUGCUCUUUUCUCUGUUAUUCAAAAGAAAGAUUAUUCUCGAUUAUUAAAGCUUGCAGAAAGGCAAAUUAAAGAUGAAAUUAAGCUUGCACGAGAACUGAUGAACGAAUCUUAUAUACCACCAAAUGAAACAACUCAAAAACGAAAACAAAAAAUUGAUUGUUCAGGAAGGAAUCCUUACACAGUUCCAGCUCAACUAUAUUAUGGUCCUCCAUUAACUGAGAGAUAA